AUUAUUGUUAUUAUUAUUAGGGUGGUGUGUGGUUAUUAUUCUCAGCACUGCAGUGAUUAGCAUGGUGGUGGUGUAUGAAGUGUUAGUGUGUGUUGAGCUGGUGGUACAGUGAGUGGAUCAGAUACUGCAGCAGUGAUUAGCAUGGUGGUGGUGUAUGAGGUGUUAGUGUGUGUUGAGCUGGUGGUACAGUGAGUGGAUCAGAUACUGCAGCAGUGAUUAGCAGUGAUUAGCAUGGUGGUGGUGUGUGAGGUGUUAGUUCGUGUUGAGCUGGUGGUACAGUGAAUGGAUCAGAUACAGCAGUGAUUAGCGUGGUGGUGUAUGUGGUAUUAGUGUGUGUUGAGCUGAUGGUACAGUGAAUGGAUCAGAUACAGCAGUGAUUAGCAUGGUGGUGGUGUAUGUGGUGUUAGUGUGUGUUGAGCUGGUGGUACAGUGAGUGGACCAGAUACAGCAGCAGUGCUGCUGGAGUUUUUAAACACCUGACUGAAAGCUGAAAGUAGGCAGGUUGUACAGACUGGUAAAGUGUGUUUGAAAAAAACUGUUUCCUCUGUAACAGUAAGAAGGUUGUGGGUGUGUGGAGAUAAUGGUGAAUUUAGAGCGAGGCAGGCUGGGUAAUGAUGGCUCCUCCCCGGUGGCUGUUAUUAAUGGCGGAGGCUGAGUGAGGGAGGUUUAAGCUUGGUGCGAUCCACACUGACCUAAAUAUUCUCAGUUUCUCUGACCCACAUCCCGUCCACAGCAGCUCCGCACCGGGCCUCGCUUUUCUCUAUAACGUCCCGAGAUUAAUGCUCCUCUAAACCUCUAUUACAGAGGAUAACAGUGUCUGACUGUGGUACGGAUUUACAUUGCUUUAUCCUGAAAUACAAACAUUGUUUUUGCUGCUACUGUGUGUGAUAUACUGUACACUACCUGACCAAAGAAAUGUAGAGCUUAGAUCAGGCCCAAAAACUCCAGCCCGACCCGGCCCGAGCCCAAAAUGACCCUCCCCAUAAACUGUCAUUAUGAGCCAGAGCCUGAUUUAAACCCAACAUUAUUUUAGUACGUGAGCUUUUUUAGUAUUUGAGUAAUGUUCUAAUCCAUAUUAUGAAAAGAAAAAAACUACUCUAAUAAGUGUCACGCCGCCUCGUUCUCCUUCCACAUUACCGGACUCCAUUUCCCAGAAUCCUGUUGAUUAUGACACCAACAGUAUCCGUUCUACUUCACCCAAUCACAUUUCGCUCCGACGCUCUGAUUCACCUGUGUUCUGAGUUAGUUCCGGUUCAUACCCAUCUAGCUCCGCUAUUUAAGUCUGCAGUAUGUAAACAAACACCGCGAGGUAUUGUUAACUUAUGUUGCAUACUAAGCGUUAUCCUAUUGUUUCUCGUUUUGGCUUUAUGUUUACGACUCUCUUUUUGGAUUAUUGGUUUAUGUCUUUUGUCUUGCCCUUAUUGGAUUUAUUGCAUGGUUGGACUGAUACGCAGUUACGAACUCGGACUGUACUUUCGACUACGUCUUUGGUUUUCGGUGAGAUCUUUGUUUGCCUGGCUUUACUGUUUUCUGUUAUACUGCCUGUUAAUAAACCUGUUUGCUUAUUUUACUCGGCUUGCGUCACUCCUCACUACCUGGCGUUACAAUAAGUAAGUAACUAAGUAAAUGAAAAGUACUUUACGAAGAAAUGAAGGUCAGUCAAUCUUAACUUAAAAAAAAAUCUGAAUGUUUAAAUGAACGAAAUCUGUUUAGAAUGAUGUUAAUUAACAUUGCAACAGAACAUUGAAGAAGCAUAGACCUAUUAUCUAAGAAAAGCAUUUAUUAAGAACAGAUCUCCCCGUCUACUCUAAUAUAGUUAACAAUGUUUAAGAAUAUAAAACGUUUUAAGAACAAACAAUUUUCUUUUUAUUUUUAGCAUAUAGCUUAUGUGCAAAACACAUAAAAGAGCAAUAAGUCUAAAACAAUAUGGCUAUGCACUGCGCACUCAUUAAACUGAAACAGAACAAUAACAUAAUUUACAAUUACUUUCGUCUACUCUGAUAUAAUUAACAAUGUUUUAAAUAUAAAAUACUUUCUAAAUAAAAAAAAAAGCAUAUAAGGUCCAAAGCUGCGUGAUUAUAAUAUUCUAACUUGUGCAACUUUUUUAAAAACACAGUUUGAUUUGUUACUUUCUAUACUGUGAUUAUCACGCCGUAGCUUUAUAUACAAUAAAAAUAGCACAAAAAAACAGAUGCCUAGAUCAGACUAUUUUCUUGAGCCCGACCUGACCUGGCCUAAGAAAAUUGGGGGAAAAUCUCUUACAUUUGGUUGGACCCUUUUUUAGCUUUAAUUAUGGCACAGAUUUACUGUCACAUGAUUUCCAUAAGCUUCUGUAACAUUAACAACAUUUUGUUAAGUAUUUCUGUGCAGUGUCUUGUCGUAUUGAUGAUGGGAGAUUUGGAGCACGUCCCAAAGAUUACAGUAAUAGAGAAUAAUGUGAGAUAGGAAUGCAGCAGGUCAGGUGAUGCUGUGUAUGAUGACGUCCAGCCCUGCUGAAUCUGUCACCUCGCUCUCAACCACGUCUCCUGAGUCCCGGAAUAAGGAUUAAUCCUGUUUCCUCUAUUAACAACCAGCCCAAUGGGGUUUAUCUGACCUCAAAUAAUGCAAAGAAAACAUAAAGUUUUAAGAGUUCAGAAAUCAGUAUUUGGUGGAAUAACGCUGGUUUUUAAUCACAGUUUUUUUCAUGCAUCUUGGCAUCAUGUUCUCCUCCACCAGUCUUACACACUGCUUUUGGAUAACUUUAUGCUGCUUUACUCCUGGUGCAAAAAAUCAAGCAGUUCAGUUUGGUGGUUUGAUGGCUUGUGAUCACCCAUCUUCCUCUUGAUUAUAUUCCAGAGGUUUUUAAUUUGGUAAAAUCAAAUAAACUCAACAAUUGUAAGUGCUCUCUCAUUUUAAACUAUUGCAAACGAAAUAAGUUUCUUGCUAAAAGUUGGUCCGACAUUGCUUGAUAACCUGUAGUAAUUGUACUCUUGCUCACUUUGAGUCUUUAGUUUAACCGGGUAUAUGGAGCACUUCUGCAGGGGUUCUUUUUACCUGAUGUAGGAUUUCAUCAUUUGUCACACGAUGAUGUUUCUCAACAAAUACCUGAAACUACCUGUAACUGAGAGUAGGCUGUGCUGUUUUUGUAAUAUCCAGGUGAUUUGUUUGCACUACAGCUAUUCUGAGUAAAACCGACAUCUUUCCUAUUAGCUCCUGGCAACAUUGAUUUGCAUAUUGGUCGCAAAGUGUUAGACAGAGCUCCAUCGUUCACACCUGCAUAAGACAUGGAUUCAGUAGGUUUAUGUAUGUUUAUCUGCUCUAGAGAGUUCUAUUCUAUUGAUGGUACUUCUCGUAGAUGAGCUGUGUCUGUGUGUGUGUGUGUGUAUGUGUGUGUGCAUUUGCACAUUUGUGUCAGCAAUGGGUACAACGUAACUGAUGAAGCUGAAGGCUGCAUUUAUUUGAAGAAUAUCCAGAAAUAUAAGGACAAAUGUUGUAAAAGUAGUUUUGAGUGUGUUAUGUGGUCCCUGGAGUGUGUGUGUUGUGUGUAGUGUGUGUGUUUAUUGUAGCGGGAGCUUUGUGUUCUGUGGAGUUCUGACCCGAGGGAGGUUCUGCUGAGAAACCAUAAAACACCAGCGCCAUUAGGAUCUUCCAGGAAAUAAAGAUUACACUGUGUGUGAGUGUGUGUGUGUGUGUUAACACUCAUAUCUGUGCCAGCGAGUGUAGCUGGGAGCUCGACAGUCGGAGUGAUGCAGUGUCUUUCAUUUUACAGAAUUACAUCUGGUAAACAGCGGCCUGCGGCGACGACCCUCUGCGGCCUGUCACAGCCAAUCAGACGCUUCCGCCUCGCGGCCGACUUGGACCCACAGCGACAGCAGCUGCGCUCGUCUUCCUCUGAUUAUUAGGCUCCGAUAAGAAGCUUUAGACUUGGUGACCUCGAACCGGUGCAGCCUCGUCCAUGAGCAGUGAGGCGAGUCUGCUGUUGGCCGGGAUCGUUAUCGGCCUCGUGAUCAUCAUCUCCUGCAUCACCAUCAUCAUCGGCAGGCUGAGGAAGGGGAACCACAAGAGGAACCCGAACCUGCGCUCCAGCAGUCUCGUGGGAGACCGCUAUUUUGUAGGAUCGAAUGGGGAACUGAGGCCGAUCCGUCCUGAUGAUUCCCGCACUGCAUCUGACUGGGACUCCUACGCCGAGACCGUGUCCCAGAUCAGCGACAUGUGUCCGGACGCUCCGCCCCAAUACGAUGAGUGCAUGGAGUCCAGAGCCCCUCCGAUGUAUGAACCGGCCGAGGCGCCCCCACCGUACUCCGUCACCGACCCCUUCCGCUGGGACCAUCCGUCCUCCCCCCGCCUCCACCACGCACACUAUGACCUGCAGAUGGAGCUCCUCCCAGACUCCUCAGCGUAUCCAAUCAGACAGCGACAUUUUAGAGCCUGGUCAGUCGCGUCCAUCCCACCUUCUCCACUGCCUCUGGAGGAGGCGCCCCCGUACGAGGCAGUGGUGGGGGAGGCGGAGUCAGACCGGCCCAUCCCCCUAACCCCACAGACCUGAAGGAACCACACCAGGUUCUUAUUGGUUGUGAGUUUGAAAUGCUCUUAGAUAACUUUUCUAGAGCGCCAGGGUUCGAUUUGGGUUUUUGAGUCAGAAAUCCGAUCAGGAAUCCGAUCAGAAAUCCAAUCAAAAACCUUAAAAUCUGAUUAUUUCGGUUCUGUUUUAUGCAGUGACUUCUCAAUGAGAAUUAUGGGAUUUUUCUAAGAUCAGCAAAUUCCCAUUUUCUGAUGACCACUCAACUACAAACUAGCUACUAAUCAUUAGCUACGAUUUCCUGACUCAAGUUUUGUGAGCCAAUCAGAACUGUCAGAGCCAUCCGAAAGCACUGUUCCAGGUUGAAGAUGACCAAUCAGAUCAAAAA
Astyanax mexicanus (Mexican tetra) is the source of this 4886-nucleotide messenger RNA. RefSeq names its product brain expressed, associated with NEDD4, 1 (gene bean1). The record is from RefSeq and is a predicted model, not a curated record. Bases 3935 to 4525 code for a protein of 196 amino acids. The transcript is spliced from 5 exons. Lineage: Eukaryota; Metazoa; Chordata; Actinopteri; Characiformes; Acestrorhamphidae.